CCCAGGGACAGUCGAGCCAUCUAAACAAAGAUCAUCUACGCCGACGCUCGAAUGCAAUGUCUUCUCCGCCGGCCUCGAUCCUGAACUUUCGAGAUGUAGGCAAGACGAUCAAUAGCUUCUGCGGCACGCGGUACGACGCUCCGAUCAUGAGCGACACAACCGGCUGACGAAGGAGGAAAGGCUGCUGCGUGAAGAGAUGCUAUACCGUUCGGCUCGUCCUGAUGAGGCGUCCAAGGAAGACAGAGAUCGGCUCAUCCACGAGUUCAAAAUCAAGACGAUAGUUGAUCUGCGUACCGAGUAGGAACCUAUAAGCGUUGUCGAUGUGAGAAUAGGCAAAUGCUGACUUACUGACGGAACUGAGCACAUUGAGCAAGCGAAGAAGCGCGAUGCCAAGCUCGCCGCUGCCGCCGCCGCUGCUGCUGCUGCUUCUGCUUCGCCAGAAGCAGCACCAUUAUCUGAUCAAGCGGCGCUAGAGCCUCUUCAGAUACCCGGGAUAAAUUACCGCAGCAUCAACUUCAACGGAAAGGCGUAUUCAAACAUGCUGCUCAGCAAGCUCACCUGGUGGCAGUUCAUCAAGCUGAUCGGCCUCAUGGCGACAGGGUACCGCAUCGAUGCGAUCAGGAUCAUCGGCGAGAACGUGAUGCGCGACAAGGGACUGAUCGGUCUCGGCAUCGACUCCGUCGACGCGUGCACCGCGGAAGUGCGAGAGUUCUUCGACGUCCUGGCCAACCGCGACAACUUCCCCGUUCUCGUGCACUGCACGCAGGGCAAGGAUCGGACAGGCUUGACCGUGCUCUUGACGCUUCUCUUGCUGGGCGUCCCUCUGCCGGCUGCACAGUAUGACUAUAUGGCCACUCAGGGCCAGCUCGACUCGGAGAGGGAGGAGCGCUUGAGAGAAAUCGCUUCCAUUGGCUUGCCAGAGAGUUUCGCGGACUGCGAUCCGGAGUUUGUGGCUGCGAUCGACAGACACAUACAAGAGGAGUACGGGGGCGUCUCGCAGUACCUUAGCCAUGCCGGUGUGGGCGAGGAAACGCAAAAUGCAGUAAAAGAGCACUUGAAGAUGCCAUGAUAGAUUUAGACGACCGAGUUCCCCAAACCCGUUCGCUUUUGCAUUUUCAGACCAGAAAACAAUGCCAAUGGUCAAUAGAAUCUUCCUUCCGCCUUUGAAUAUUUUUAUGUUUUUGCUCAAAUAAUAUCUUAAUCUAGCCUUUUAUGAUACCACUAACAUGCUAAAAGUUGUG
Molecule: messenger RNA, 1241 nt
Organism: Verruconis gallopava
Lineage: Eukaryota; Fungi; Ascomycota; Dothideomycetes; Venturiales; Sympoventuriaceae
Exons: 2
Coding region: 539-1069 (176 amino acids)
Biological process (GO): dephosphorylation
Molecular function (GO): phosphoprotein phosphatase activity
Source: RefSeq, a predicted model, not a curated record